Hibiscus syriacus is the source of this 1398-nucleotide messenger RNA. RefSeq names its product E3 ubiquitin-protein ligase ATL31-like. Bases 17 to 1294 code for a protein of 425 amino acids. NCBI's taxonomy places the organism in Eukaryota, Viridiplantae, Streptophyta, Magnoliopsida, Malvales, Malvaceae. The record is from RefSeq and is a predicted model, not a curated record. The transcript has a single exon.
GAUUUCCACGCCCCACAUGGUGAGAAAAGUCUGCAUUUUCCGUUGUGAAGCUUCCAUUUACGUCAAACAAACAACUCAAAAGGACCGCCCUUCCAUUGUGGCUGCCAUCAAUGAACCACCGUGGAACUUACACUCUUCAUAUUUAAGCCCCCACCACACCCUUUCUUUCUUCCCACUCUCACAAAUGCUCCUUCCCCCACCAUGUCGUACGCCACCCGCCAUGGAAUCUUCUCUCUUUCAUUCUCAGUCCUCUUUUCUCCUCCUCUCUCUGCAGCCUUCCACCGCUCAGUUCAACCGAAACGAAGAGCGUUACUCCUACGCCCGUUUCAGCCCUUCCCUGGCCAUAAUAAUCGUCGUUCUCAUUGCCGCCUUGUUCUUCGUCGGGCUGUUCGUUAUUUACAUCCGCAACUGCUCCGACGCCAGCAGAAUAAGACGCGGCGUCCGCCCCGUCAACGGCGGCCCCGGGCGUUCGAUGCGCGGACGAGGGCUCGAAGCGGCGGUGAUCGAGACGCUCCCCGUCAUGGUUUACUCCGAGGUUAAGGAUCAUAAGAUCGGAAAAGGAGCGUUGGAGUGUGCCGUUUGUUUGAACGAGUUCGAAGACGACGAAACGCUGCGUUUGAUACCCAAAUGCGACCACGUUUUCCACACUGAAUGCAUCGAUGCCUGGCUGGCUUCUCAUACUACUUGCCCCGUUGUAGAGCUAAUCUCGUUCCUGAACCCGGCGACCCGUGAGUCACUCACCGCCGUCGCCGUGUUAGACCUCGAGGCUCAGAACGACGGCGGUAACUUGGUACCGGGGGAGGAAAGGAGGACAACCAAUAACGAUGAUAAUACCGAGGCAGAGGUUGAAGAAAAUAACUCAAACGCAACUUUAAAUAGGAACCGUACACGUGGCUCGAGAUCCGGCCGUCCACGUAAACUUUCUUUCCUACGAUCUCACUCGACCGGACAUUCUUUGGUCCAACCGGGUGAGAACACCGACCGGUUCACUUUGCGAUUACCGGUCGAUGUUCGGAAGCAAUUGAUGAACCGUAAGUUAAACCGGGCGACGAGUUUGGUGUUGCCUAGGGAAAGGAGUUCGCGUAGGGGGUAUCGAACAUCCGAAGAAGGAGGGAGUAGUCGAGGGAAGCUGGACCGUGGAGCUAAGUCGGACCGGUGGGUGUUAAGUAAUAAACCGCCAUUUUUCAGUCGAGCAUCCUCCAUGAAAUCACCCAAGGUGGCCGCUCAUGACGGUGAAGUAACCUCAAGCUUGCCGGUUGGACCCGUGCCUGACUCAAGCCGUCCUCCGGUUUAAAGGUUUAACGUUUCUUAAUAGUUUAUAAAUAUUAUAUUCCACUUGAAAUCCACGACCUUUGUGUAGAUAUGUACAUUUCUAUACAAUGUUUUAUUUAUUUUUAA